AUGGUCCCUUGGCUCACGUCAUUGCUUUUAGCCGCCGGCUCGGGAUGGUUUGCGUCCACUGUUGGGGCUUUGCCAGCGCACCGUCAAGUUGCCGCCAGUGUUCCCAUCGUUAAUGUUCGGAACGGUUCGUACGCCGGCGUUCACUCACCUGAGUAUGACCAAGACUUCUUCCUCGGCAUACCGUAUGCACGGAAAGCACCUCGAUUCACUGUUUCGCAACACCUAAAUUCGUCAUGGGACGAUGUGAGGGACGCCACCGCCUAUCCACCCCAUUGCGUUGGUUACGGCGGGGAUGAAGUUGGGUACGAGAUUUCCGAGGACUGCUUAUACCUCAACGUUAUCCGACCGGCUGGUAUUGAGGACACAGCUGGCCUACCGGUAGCGGUUUGGAUCCACGGCGGUGGUUUGUACAUGGGCGGCUCGGGGGACAAGCGGUACAACCUCUCCUUCAUCGUGCAAAACAGUGUGAACCAAGACACACCCAUGAUUGGUGUCAGCCUCAACUACCGCCUCUCGGCCUUUGGAUUCCCCUCCGGUAAGCAGGCCCUCGAUGCGGGCAUUACAAACCUGGGCUUCAGGGACCAACGCCUGGCGCUACAGUGGGUGAACGAGAACAUCGCGUCGUUCGGCGGGGCGCCUGACAAGGUCACGAUUUGGGGUGAAAGCUCGGGUGCAGAAAGCGUCAACGCGCAGACGCUAGCCUAUGGUGGUCGCGACGACGGCCUCUUCCGGGGCGUCAUCGCAGAGUCAGGCUACGGUGGAUACAUCGGGCGGUUCCCCGGGGGUCUGAAUGCCACCAAUCUCAUGCAGGACACAUACGACACGCUCGUACAAAACACCACCUGUGCAGAGACAGUUGGGACACCCGAGUCGCUUGAUUGCCUGCGGACACUACCACUAGAAGACCUACACAAUGCGCUUAAUGGCACGGCCGCUAACCCUUGGGGCCCGGUAUUGGACGGAGAUUUCAUUGCAGACUAUCCGUCCAAGCAGUUGAGUGAGGGUCGGUUUCCCAAGGUCUCCGUCUUGAUCGGGUGCAACUCAGAAGAGGGGGCAUCCUUUGGCACGGGACGUGGCCCUAAUGGUGGUGGUGUGAAUACGGACGAUGAGAUGCGAAACGCAAUUGCGUCCAUAGUGGGAUUGGAGGUGGAGAAGACGGCGGGCAAAUCGCUGGAGCAGGUGGUGGACGAGCUGAUGUACUUGUACCCCAACAUCCAAGCUGUUGGCGUUCCCGGGCUGGACAAGUGGCCCAUUAUCCAGCCAGGAGACAUGGUGGCCGAGUCCAUGGGCCUGCAGUACCGCCGUACAGCCGCCCUGUUUGGAGACUUUAUAAUGCAGUACUCUCGCCGACGCGCAAGCCUCGCCUUUGCGGCCCAGAAUCUUCGCUCCUGGAGCUACCGAUUUGACGUUGUGCUACCAAGAAUCCCCGGUUACGCCGGAGCCACCCACUUCCAAGAGGUCGCCUUUGUGUUCGAUAACAUUCGCGGUGAUGGCUACGAGGAAAACCCAUUUGCCAACAACACUGAGGUGCUCACUUCGCUAGCCAAAAGCAUGUCCACCGCUUGGGUCAACUUCAUCACGGGUCAGGAUCCAAACGGGCCCAAGGGUUUGGGCCUGCCGGGGUUGGAGACCUGGCCCUCAUACAAUACCAGCGCUGGUGGCGGAGUGGGAGAGAAUAUCGUCUGGACUGAUAAGGACAGCUACAUCGAGGUCGACAGCUGGCGGGCUGAGGGCAUCAACUACUUCAUUCAAAAUAGCUUGACCGUGUUCGGUAUCUAG
This is a messenger RNA of Dichotomopilus funicola, 1779 nucleotides long. RefSeq lists its product as uncharacterized. Lineage: Eukaryota; Fungi; Ascomycota; Sordariomycetes; Sordariales; Chaetomiaceae. The transcript has 3 exons. Bases 1 to 1779 code for a protein of 592 amino acids. The record is from RefSeq and is a predicted model, not a curated record.